AUGUAUUCGGACAAUGCCCAAACAUUCAGAUGCGUCUCGAAACACUUGAAAGUCUUAAGAUCCGACCCAGCGAUCCACGACCUUCUGGCAAUGCGGAAAACCGAAUGGAUUUUCUCGGCCAGCCUAGCCCCAUGGUGGGGAGGGUUCUGGGAGCGCAUGGUGCGGACGAUGAAGGAUUUGUUGAGGCGCUCCAAUGGUCGUGCAUGUCUGGAAUACGACGAGCUAGAGGUUAGUCUCAUUGAAACCGAAAGCGUGGUGAAUGCACGGCCACUCACCUACGUGGCAGAAGGGAGCGACGACCCGCUCCCCAUCACCCCGAACCAGUUUCUCAACAAUAGGCGUUCGAACUGCACUCCGCCGGAGCCAGCCGAAAACCUCAUGGCUCCCGACGCAACCAAUUUGAAACUGCUGGAAAUGGAUCGUCAACGUAGGGAGUAUGUCAGCGAUAUCUGCGAACGAUUUGUGACGGAUUACCUUCUCCAAAUCGACAAGUUCCACUGUAAAGGGGGACCCGGCCGCAAGAUCCGGGUAGGAGAAGUUGUCAUCAUUCACGAUGACAACACCAAGCGCCUUAUGUGGACGAUAGGAGUAGUGAAGGAGCUAAUCACUAGCAGAGACGGGUUGAUCCGUUCGGUUAUGGUCAAGACGCCGAACGGGAAUCUUAUCAACCGUGCCAUUCAAUCAUUACACCCCUUAGAGCUACGUGAGGAUCAGCCGGACGACGUCGAAAUUCCACCUACGCCAGAGCUGGAAUUGGAACCAGAAGAAGCAACUCCACCCGUGGCCGCCGCAGAUCCAGUCGAGCAGGGAGAGCCGUGGACCACGGGCUCUGGUGGGGAGUGUGUUGGGAAUAUAUCUCGUUCCCAACAUCCGACAACACGAACUGGAAGACGGACACGACUUCCAUUACGUUUUAUUGAAUAUGAUUUG
Molecule: messenger RNA, 930 nt
Organism: Daphnia magna
Lineage: Eukaryota; Metazoa; Arthropoda; Branchiopoda; Diplostraca; Daphniidae
Exons: 1
Biological process (GO): DNA integration
Molecular function (GO): nucleic acid binding
Source: RefSeq, a predicted model, not a curated record